Molecule: messenger RNA, 861 nt
Organism: Alternaria conjuncta
Lineage: Eukaryota; Fungi; Ascomycota; Dothideomycetes; Pleosporales; Pleosporaceae
Exons: 3
Coding region: 1-861 (286 amino acids)
Source: RefSeq, a predicted model, not a curated record
AUGGCCCAAACGCGAGAUGCUUUGAUUAAGCUCAAAGAUGCCAUCAAAGACUUCGAGACCACGACAAGCCAGGACUCAGAGAUGUACUACAAGACCCAAUGGCCUGGGCUGUACAUCGCCGAAGACUUCGCAAACAUCCCCGGCCAUAUCUCUAUCCUUGAAGACUACGUCAUCGAAGCUAAAGAAGAACGUGUGGUGAACUGCCUGUGGGACUCUACCUGGGAGAUAUCUCGCACACUUUCCGGUCCGACAGUGAAUAUGGCAGGGGAGGCUGGCACUCGCGCACGUGGUGUUUUCGUCCUUGAAGCGAAAAUGGUGGAGUGCGUGACAAUCUUGUACAAGCCGGCUGAGGGUCCUGGAGUUCGCACGCAUGUAAGACCGUUUACCGAGCGAGACGGAUACCUCUUAAAUUACGUAGCAGGGCAGGGCCCAUCGGUGCGACCAGACCCCCACCUCCAAGGACUGAACGAGUUUGGAGAAGGCAUGAAACCAUCGUCGCGAGCAACCGGUAGCGAGGCCAGCGGAGAUGCUGCCAACGCUGAAGGCGCGAAUGAGCCAACAGGAAAAGCCAGGGUGACGAUGAAGAUGCCCGCACACGCAGCCCAAAGCGAGAGCGAGGGUGACGAUGAAGACCGUGCGACAUUCCUCUGUAGCCGCCGAGACGGAUCAGGAACGUACUACCUCAUUGUAGACGACACCAAAGCCUACCACAAACGACUGAGGCCGACUGCAGGAGUAGGUUUCGACGACGAAGCUUUCACCCGCAUGCAUGAAGAGGGACCGCAGGAGCCAUACCAGCCGUUCGAGUUGAGCAGACAUUGUAACUUGCUCAACACCCCAGAUCCUGUCAUUCUGAGCUAA